AGUUCCAAGAACAGUUAAAGAGCAUCAGAAGUUGAAGUCUUAAGUAUGGCUGCUAUGUUGUCAAGUGUUGUCACAACCAACACAGAGUUCCCCAACAGCAUUGGGUUUCUGGGGUCAGUAAAAGAAGGUGGCUGGUUUCAUGAUUCAAGGUCCAAUACUAGAGCUCUGUGUUCAGGAGUUAAUGGGAGAACAAAAGUCAAGAAAUCAAAAUUGAAUUUUUGCUUGGGUGGAUCAAAGAAUACUGGGAACUUCCCUGUUUUCUCAAGCUUGGUUGCAAACCCUGCUGGAGAAAUUGCAAUAUCAUCAAAGCAGAAGGUUUAUGGUAUGGUAAUUAAGCAGAUAGAUUUGUUUAACAAGCAGUUGCAGUCUAAACAGGCCCUUGAUGUGAAACCAGACAUAGUUGUUCCAGGAACUCUCAGCUUGUUGAAUGAAGCAUAUGAAAGAUGUCGACAAGUUUGUGCUGAGCAUUCGAAGACAUACUACUUGGGGACUCUGCUCAUGACCCCCGAGAGGCGAAAAGCUCUCUGGGCAAUCUCUAUGUGGUGCAGAAGGACAGAUGAACUUGUUGACGGGCACAACGCUUCACAUAUCACACUGACUGCUUUGGACAGGUGGGAAUCAAGAUUGGAUGAUAUUUUUGCUGGUCGUCCAUAUGAUAUACUGGAUGCAGCUUUGUCAGAUACAGUUGCAAAGUUUCCUGUUGACAUUCAGCCAUUCAAAGACAUGAUUGAAGGUAUGAGGAUGGACCUUUGGAAGUCCAGAUACAUGAACUUUGAUGAACUCUAUCUCUACUCUUACUAUGUAGCUGGGACUGUUGGAUUAAUGAGUGUCCCAGUUGUGGGCAUUGAUCCUAAGUCACAGGCAACAAUGGAGAGUGUGUAUAAUGCUGCCUUGGCAUUAGGAUUUGCAAAUCAGCUAACCAACAUACUCAGGGAUGUUGGAGAAGAUGCAAGAAAUGGGAGAGUCUAUCUACCACAAGAUGAACUAGCCCAGGCAGGGCUUUCAGAUAAAGACAUAUUUGCAGGGAAGGUAACACACAAAUGGAGGAAUUUCAUGAAAAGCCAGAUCAAGAGGGCACGAAUGUACUUCGAAGAAGCAGAGAAGGGAGUUACAGAGCUCAGCUCUGCAAGUAGAUGGCCGGUGUGGUCUUCUUUGCUAUUGUACCGUAAGAUACUGGAUGAAAUUGAAGCUAACGACUAUGACAACUUCACCAAGAAGGCAUAUGUUAGCAAAGCUAAGAAGAUAUUUGCUUUGCCUUCUGCAUAUGCCAGAUCGCUUGCUGGCCCAUCAAAAGCUGCAUCCACUCUAACAAAAGGAUGAUUA
Molecule: messenger RNA, 1323 nt
Organism: Telopea speciosissima
Lineage: Eukaryota; Viridiplantae; Streptophyta; Magnoliopsida; Proteales; Proteaceae
Product: phytoene synthase 2, chloroplastic-like
Exons: 6
Coding region: 46-1320 (424 amino acids)
Biological process (GO): carotenoid biosynthetic process
Molecular function (GO): geranylgeranyl diphosphate synthase activity
Source: RefSeq, a predicted model, not a curated record